Messenger RNA from Ostrinia furnacalis (Asian corn borer), 363 nucleotides. RefSeq lists its product as uncharacterized. Lineage: Eukaryota; Metazoa; Arthropoda; Insecta; Lepidoptera; Crambidae. The transcript is spliced from 2 exons. The record is from RefSeq and is a predicted model, not a curated record. The annotation marks the transcript as partial.
UGUCCUGGACUGCCAUUCCAGGAGAAUAUAGAGCACAAGCCGAUCCUGCCGGGCGAGCGGGAGGUGGACCUCAAUAAGAUCUUCACGCCCGCGCCUGAUGCUGAGGAGCACAUCAUCAAGAAGGACCGCAAGUUUGAGAAGACAUUCGCAUCAUCAGCGUUCUACGUGCCGGGCGUGCACCCAACCGUGAAGGAGCAGAUGGACCUCGCGCGAGCCAUCUCCAAGUCCCUGAGCGACUCCAGCAACCACAUGAGCCGGGGGCAGAGCAUGUACGUCAACAGGAAGAAGCGCUCCGUCAAGUGGGUGCACGAGGGACGAGGUACGACACCAGAAUUGGUCUUAUUAUAGCAGCAUUAGAGGUUA